Molecule: messenger RNA, 2039 nt
Organism: Gadus macrocephalus (Pacific cod)
Lineage: Eukaryota; Metazoa; Chordata; Actinopteri; Gadiformes; Gadidae
Product: granzyme B-like
Exons: 5
Coding region: 906-1562 (218 amino acids)
Biological process (GO): proteolysis
Molecular function (GO): serine-type endopeptidase activity
Source: RefSeq, a predicted model, not a curated record
UGUUAACUUUCCUAUUUUGUGUUUAAUCGAUUAUAGGCAAGGCAAGGCAACUUUAUUUACAUAGCACUUUUCAUACACAAGGCAGACUCAAAGUGCUUCACAUAUAAACAUUGUCAUACAAUAAAAUAAUAGAAAAGAAAACAUAUACAAGAAUUGAGUAAAUUAGAAAAUAAAGGCAAAGUUAAAAAAGCAUUUUAGAAAGAAAAAUGGAAAAUAAAGGCAAAGUUAAAAAGGCAUUUUAAAGCAUUUUUUUGAAAGUGCAAUGUAUUUAAGAUUUAGCAGAAAGCUAAAGCAAACAUAAAAAGUCUUCAGUCUUGUUUUAAAAGUCGUCAGUUGGGGCAAGUCUUAAAUCCUCAGGGAGUUUAUUCCAGCUAUUUGUUGCAUAGUAACUAAAUCCUGCUUUCCCAUGUUUCGUGUUUACUCUGGGGAUAAUUAACAGAUUGGUCUCAGAAGAUCUUAGUGGUCUAGAAGGCUUAUGUAGUUGAAUCAUAUCAGUUAAAUAUGUUGGCCCUAUAUCAUGUAGGGAUUUAUAGGUUAGCAACAUGAUUUUAAAAACAAUUCUCUGACCUACAGGAAGCCAAUGUAGCGAUUUAAGAAUUGGUGUAAUAUGUUCAAAUUUGUUGGUGUUUGUUAGAACUCUAGCAGCAGCAUUCUGAACAAGCUGAAGUUUCCUUAGAGUUUUUUUUGGGAGACCUGUAAGGAGACCAUUGCAGUAAUCAAGCUUACUAGGGAUAAAGGCAUGUACAAGUUUUUGUAAGUCUUCGGUGGACAUGAGACGGAUGGGGGAGUGGUAUUUGCCGACGGAGCCAAGAUCUGAUGGCUGACGGAUCCGUUGCAGCCUGAAAAGUGCUUCUGACAGUGGCAUAGUGGAAGGUACUGAGUCCAAGCCGCACUCCAGACCAUACAUGGUAUCGUUGCAGCAGAAGAAAGGACAACAUCACUGUGGGGGAGCACUUGUCCGGAAGGACUUUGUGCUCACCUCAGCACAUUGCAACAACAGCAAAUUGGGUCUGACUGCUGUGCUCGGAGCCCACAACAUUAAAAAGGAGGAGAAAAGUCAACAAAGGAUCCAAGUGGCUAGGUACCACAUGCAUCCAAAUUACAAGGAUGGACUCAAUGGCUUCGACGUCAUGCUUCUCAAGUUAAAGACGAACAGCAUACUGAAUAAGUAUGUUAAGCCCAUUGGACUACCCAAAAAAGAUAAGAGAAUCCUUGCCAACAUCAAGUGCUCUGUAGCUGGCUGGGGCAUGCGUUUCCCCAGUACAGCAGCCUCGGAUGUCCUGAGGGAGUCCGCAGUGAAGACGCGAUUCGUCCAUGAGUGCAAGAAUAUUUGGCUUGAUUCCUUCAACUCCAGCCAAAUGAUAUGCACCCAUUCUUUAGGCAAGAAGGGGGGAAUCUGUCAGGGUGAUUCCGGUGGCCCAUUGAUAUGCGGCAGAGAUGCUCAGGGCAUAGCUGCUUACACUUUGCUGGAUAAAUGUGACAACCCCAAGUAUCCACAUGUCUUCAUGAAGAUCCCAUCCUUUGUGCAGUGGAUUAAGGAGGUGAUGAAAAAGAGGGAAUAGGUCACCCACCUUAACCUUUUGAGAAAUUUCCCAGCAUUUAUUUUUGUUUCUGUAAUUAUUAUAGUGGGAAAAUUCAAUUGUUCAUUGACUUUCUUUUAAUUGUACCACUUUUACUGAAUUGUGUGGAUUUGAUGACCCCAAGUAUCCACGUUUCUUUGAGUAACAGCUACUUUAUACCCUGUAUUAAGGAUUUGAACAUGCAUAAAAGGCACUAGGUUACCCAUAGAAAGAGCAGUACAGUUUAACUGGACAGCCUAAAAUGGCCACUAGGCUACUGAUUGGUCUACAUUGACAACAAGCUACUGUGACUAGGAAGGACCUCACCUGGCUACUUCAUGGUCUCUGAGGCCUUUGUGAUCUCUGUGUGGAAACUCUUUCAGAAGGUGCAUAUUAGGUUGAUUAUAUAUGAGGCCAAAUAAAAACAAUACAAAUUGAGUCAUUCUACAAUUGUAAUAAAAACACAAUCAAAUAAGACAA